Molecule: messenger RNA, 2373 nt
Organism: Psilocybe cubensis
Lineage: Eukaryota; Fungi; Basidiomycota; Agaricomycetes; Agaricales; Agrocybaceae
Exons: 11
Coding region: 1-2373 (790 amino acids)
Biological process (GO): translation
Cellular component (GO): ribosome; cytosolic large ribosomal subunit
Molecular function (GO): structural constituent of ribosome
Source: RefSeq, a predicted model, not a curated record
AUGGUCAACAUUCCCAAAACCCGCAGGACCUUCUGCAAGGGCAAAACAUGCAAGAAGCACACUCCCCAUAAGGUGACUCAGUACAAGAAGGGCAAGGAUUCCCUCUUCGCGCAAGGAAAGCGCCGUUACGACAGGAAGCAGUCCGGUUAUGGUGGUCAGACUAAGCCCGUCUUCCACAAGAAGGCCAAGACCACAAAGAAGGUCGUCCUGCGAUUGGAAUGCACCGUCUGCAAAUACAAAAUGCAGCUAUCCCUGAAGCGCUGCAAGCACUUCGAGCUUGGUGGUGAGAAGAAGACCAAGGGCGCUGCUCUUACCUUCGUUAAUGAUUUCCUCCGGCUCAAAAUGUGUGAACGCAUUGCUCGGAAUACACGCUUCAUCAUCGUAGUCACUAUGAUAUCAAUUCAACUGAUGCGCUCUACACCACAUUCAUCAGAAAUGCUUGUGGAUGAUUUACACACGAGAGAAAUUCAUUGGAUGGCUGGACGUGUUACGGUAGUCAAAGGUCUAAGUGGCCAAGAUGCUCAUUUCGACGAACUACAGCAAUAUUUCUACGAGAUGCAGAAGGUCACUGUUGAAACAGCGACGCCCAUUGAUUUUGUGUCAUUUGCAGCAUGCGCCUAUUUCUUUGGAGUGAUCAUGGCUGACUGCGACGCACCCGAGAUGGAAGAGGGCGGAGACGAAGAUGCUGAGGGAGAGUUAGAGGAAGAUACGGAACCUGUCCUCGAGGCAGACUAUCCGGAGUCAUCGGCGCCUACGUCACCACCGGCGUCAAGUACUGCAAGCACUUUCUCCAUUAUCGAUCCAAAUAGAGAAACAAGUCAAGAGCCGGAGGACGACAGAAUUAUUUUUGAGCGAUUCAGUCGUCUGUCCGAGCAAGAUAAGGUUCUGAAAUGGAGGGAAGCAUUCAUGGCGAAGGUAGAUGAUGUAGGGGAGGAGGAUGUGCAGUAUCCUUCACCUUCGAGAUGCCGCAUCGGAGUCGACUCUGACAAUGAAGAUGGACCGCUCUCAUAUGUUGGCAAGGGUAAAAUGCCAGAAAAUGGUGGCUCUUUUUUGGUCCCUCAUUCCCCAGACAAAUUCUCUGCAGUUAUGAGCAAUGUCAGCGACGACCCGGAAAGCUUUAUCAAUUGGCCCGAGGACUCGCCUAUCGAUAAUGAUGUCCAAGGACAGUCUUCAUUCACUGAUGACAGUCCAUCUCUUGCAGCUGUCCCGGAGGUCUACAAUCCUAUUUCACCUGUUAUUGUAGACAAGGAUUUCGGCCGUGAAUAUCUUGAAACCCCACGAUACAGGGCUCCAGUCCGCCGACUGCCAAAACCUGCAGUAGAUCCCGCAUACCAAGCUUUGCUCUACGAAGAAGCGGUCAGACAUAGGGACGAACUGCGCGCCAAACGGAUUGCGGAAUAUGAACGCAAGCAAGUCAAACAAGCUCGCCAGUUGGGUUUGCAAAUCAGGCCUCUUCCAUCGACGCCCACCGUGGCGUCACAUCCGCAAAAGGUGAACAAGCCGAUCGGGCUCAUCUAUCUCUGGAACUCGCAAAAUCUUGAUGAUCCAUUGCACAUGGGAGAGUGCAGCUUGGGGUUCUAUAUCACCCCUGAGUUCAGACAGAAGAAGCAUCUUGUUGAUGCUCUAAAUGAUGUCGUCAAGCAGGCAUUCCAAGAUGAUCAGUGCCAUCGUUUGCAAUCAAUAGUCGUCGAGAAUGACGACAAGCUUUACACGCAACAACUUCUCAGUGCUACUGGGUUCCGCCACGAAGGCACCCGACGACGUGCGUUCUUCAGUCCUACCGCCCAAGAAUGGAAAGACGUCACCUACUUCGCUAUGCUUGCGACCGAGUGGGUGUACGAUAAUAAUAACACUUCUUCCUCUUCAGUCCGCCUUCGAACUACCUCUAUAUGGGAUGAAAUCCUCACUCGCCACCAACGCGAACUCGACGAUCUACAUCGUAUGAAAGAAAAAAUGCUCAUACGAAGUCCCAGUCUCGAAACCAUCCGCCAGCAAGUGCCGCUGACUGCACCUUCGAGUCAUACAAGUUCAGAUACCAGAAGUACCGCUGACUCGGAGCUGCACGAGGGUAAUAGGCUGUCGAUUCACCCUCCACUGCAGCGCAAGAAGUUGGUCUUGGGGGCAGGCGCUCAAGCAAGGAGACCAAGGCAGGGCUCGAUUUCUGCCGUUGGUACAAGUGGUUCGACUAGCGGGCAGGCAAUGUCACCACGCUCUCCGACAUCGCCCAGCGUUGUUCGUGCUCGUUAUGGCCCAACCGUGCCUGCAUCCCCUACAAGGCCGCGUAAACGAUCCAUAGGCGGACAAAGUUUGAGUAGCGCCUCCAGUAGCUCGGCGUCAUCUCAAUGGGAAUUUGUGGAACGCAUGGAUGCUUGA